Molecule: messenger RNA, 7169 nt
Organism: Gallus gallus (chicken)
Lineage: Eukaryota; Metazoa; Chordata; Aves; Galliformes; Phasianidae
Gene: ACSL6
Product: acyl-CoA synthetase long-chain family member 6
Exons: 21
Coding region: 483-2579 (698 amino acids)
Biological process (GO): very long-chain fatty acid metabolic process; long-chain fatty-acyl-CoA biosynthetic process; long-chain fatty acid metabolic process
Cellular component (GO): endoplasmic reticulum; membrane
Molecular function (GO): arachidonate-CoA ligase activity
Source: RefSeq, a predicted model, not a curated record
ACUGCUGGCGCAGCCGUUGUAAAGCUUUGUUCUGCAAAGCCCUUCUCGUACCAUGGAGCUCAGAUUAAUUUUCUACAACCAGCUUUGUUCAGGGAGAGAUGGAAUCGCUAAGAAUAUAAAUCUGUUGGCUCCUCCUACUGCACCCCAUGUUUUUGCCAGCAUACGCGUUCCAUCUCCUUUUGUUUGUAGGCAUUUGCUGUAUUUUUAAGGUUUUGACGUAUCUCCCAGCAAUGCCGGUCUGUCUCCUGGCAGUUCUCAUGGAGCUGUCGGUAUUUCUGCUGGUCGAGGCUUUCGGGACCGCUACCGCACGGGUCGCCGUUCAGAGGCAAUUUCACGGACCGAAGGCGAAAAUACCGAUCGCCGCGGAAUAAAGUUUCCCCCUUUUCCUCUUAUACCCUCCCCCGGUGCUCAGCGAGGGAAGGGACCUGCGCACGCCACCGAGAAGCCUCGCCCGAUAACUCACCGUGUCGCUCGUGGAGAAGAUGCAAGCUCAGGAAAUCCUGCGGAGCCUGCGGCUCCCUGAGUUCGAUGACCUCAGCCAGUUCUUCCGCAACCUGCCUGCCACCGCGCUGGUGGGCAUCGGUGCCUUCGCUGCCGUCGUCGCCUACUGGUUUGCCAGUCGGCCCAAGGCUGUGAAGCCGCCCUGUGAUCUGCGCAUGCAGUCGGAGGAGGUCGAGGGCCUGGAUGGGGCACGCCGCUCAGUCAUCGGGGACAGCCCGCAGCUGCUGACACAUUACUACGAUGAUGCCAGGACCAUGUAUGAGGUCUUUCGGAGGGGGUUCAGCAUCUCUGAGAACGGCCCCUGUCUGGGCUUCAGGAAGCCCAAGCAGCCCUACCAGUGGCUGUCAUACAAAGAGGUGGCUGAAAGAGCAGAAGCUCUGGGCUCGGGGCUGCUGCAGCAGGGCUGCAAGCCAUGCACAGAGCAGUUCAUUGGGGUCUUUGCCCAAAACCGCCCAGAGUGGAUCAUUUCCGAGCUGGCCUGCUAUACCUACUCCAUGGUGGUGGUGCCCCUCUACGACACCUUGGGUCCUGGAGCCAUCCGGUACAUCGUCAACACAGCGGACAUUUCCACAGUCAUUUGUGACAAGCCUGACAAAGCCAGGACGUUGCUGGACCACGUGGAGAGGAGGGAAACGCCGGGGCUGAGCUCCAUCAUCCUGAUGGACCCCUUUGAGAAGGAGCUGACAGAGAGGGGAAGGCGCUGCGGGGUCCGCAUUCAGAGCAUGCAGGAGGUGGAGGACUGUGGCCGGGAGAACCGACGUGCGCCUGUGCCUCCCCGGCCAGAAGAUCUCUCGAUUGUCUGUUUCACCAGUGGCACUACAGGAAACCCCAAAGGUGCUAUGCUGACACAUGGGAACGUGGUGGCUGACUUUUCAGGCUUUUUGAAAGUGACAGAGAAAGUGAUCUUUCCGAGACAGGACGAUGUGCUCAUCUCCUUCCUGCCUCUGGCUCACAUGUUUGAGAGAGUGAUCCAGUCUGUAGUGUACUGCCACGGAGGGCGAAUCGGCUUCUUCCAAGGCGACAUCCGCCUGCUGUCCGAUGACAUGAAGGCACUGCGCCCCACCAUCUUCCCUGUCGUGCCGCGCCUGCUGAACAGGAUGUAUGACAAGAUCUUCAGCCAGGCGGACACCUCCCUGAAGCGCUGGGUGCUGGAGUUCGCCGCCAGGAGGAAAAAGGCUGAGGUUCGGAAUGGGAUCAUCAGAAACGACAGCCUGUGGGACAAGCUCUUCUUUAACAAAAUACAGGCGAGCCUCGGUGGGUGCGUCCGCAUGAUAGUGACGGGUGCUGCCCCAGCCUCUCCGACUGUCCUGGGCUUCCUGCGGGCGGCCCUGGGCUGCCAGGUAUACGAGGGGUACGGGCAGACGGAGUGCACGGCGGGCUGCACCUUCACCACCCCCGGGGACUGGACCUCAGGUCAUGUGGGAGCCCCUCUGCCCUGCAACUUAAUCAAACUGAAGGACGCGGAGGAGCUGAAUUAUUUUGCUUCUAAAGGAGAAGGAGAGAUAUGUGUGAAAGGACCGAACGUUUUCAAGGGUUAUCUGAAAGAUGAGGAGAGGACAAGCGAAGCACUGGACCAGGAGGGCUGGCUGCACACCGGAGACAUUGGGAAGUGGUUACCUAAUGGGACUCUCAAAAUCAUUGAUCGGAAAAAGCAUAUAUUUAAACUUGCUCAGGGAGAAUACAUUGCACCGGAGAAGAUAGAGAACAUCUACAUCCGCAGUGACCCCGUGGCCCAGGUCUACGUCCAUGGAGACAGCCUGCAGGCCUUCCUGGUGGGAAUCGUGGUGCCGGAUGCUGAAGCGAUGCCAGGCUGGGCAAAGAAGAGAGGGUUUGAUGGAACGUAUGAAGAGCUCUGUAGAAAUAAGGAACUGCAGAAGGCAAUAAUGGAAGACAUGGUACGGUUAGGGAAGGAGAGCGGGCUUCAUUCCUUUGAGCAGGUCAAAGCCAUUCACAUCCACUCCGAUAUGUUCUCAGUACAGAACGGUUUGUUGACGCCGACGUUAAAAGCCAAGAGACCAGAACUGAGAGAUUACUUCAAAAAACAGAUAGAAGAGCUAUAUUCCAGCAUCUCCAUCUGAAACCAGAGGAAGAACCUUCCGAGUAACGGACUUUGUAGCAAUAUUAGGAUAACGCUCAGAAGUACAGAGCCAGAAUGACACAGCUGAAGCGGAUGAGCAUCUGAAUCUUAAGUUUGAGCCUUUUUUUGCUUUAGGAUUUCACCACUAACCAUCAUUUCCCUUUUCCCUCUGUUCUUCAUCAGGUGCGAUAUGGGUUUUACUCUAUGGACACGGUCGGGUACCACCAUGCUCAAUUGCCACAAAAUCUACAGCGAUUUCAAUCCAUGACCGAGUAAAUUAUGGAAAUUCAGUAAUAACUAUAAGCGUUUCAAGACUAACCUAGGGAAAGUUUCAGAUACGUCUGUUGAUAUUUGAUUGUAAAUAACCUACACAUUAGAGACUGAAAUUGUGGAUAAAUCAGCAAUGUGGUCUACCUCAAGCUAUCGGCGAUUGAUGGUGAAAGCCUAUGUUCCCUGAUCUGUAGCUUCAAGCUGGAUAUUGGUUUAUACACUAAGUGAUAGUUUUUAUAUUUUCCAGGAAUUAAAGCCCAUCAGUUUGACUUAAUCACUAACGACCUAACAGCCAGAAUAGAAACAAGAACAAAUCUCCUGGUACUUGUGUUCAAUAGGCCUCUCAGUGUAUGACACCUAAUGGACAACCACUGCUUGGGAUCCCAACAACGUGUUGGCAUGCUGCAGGGCAGGAGCCCCCAGCCCCCUCCAGCUGAGCCCAGCACUUCCUGCACGGCCAUUUCAGGUGGCCCGGCAGCCCAGGGAUGCUGCAGCACAGCAACACGAGGCCUGCAUGAGAGCCAGCUGUGUCUGGUCCCUGCUUUAUUACUCUGCAGUCUGGUUGAGUUGGUUCCCUUUUGCAAUAGCGCUUAGGGAAUGGAGCACGUGGUGUGAGCAGCGCUGAGCAACGUGGGUCUGACUGGAGAACAGCUGGCCUGGGAUGCAGCCAUGCUGGAGAAGAGGAGGAAACACUGCUCAAAGUGGCCAUGAGGACAGUUCUGGCCCCAAAGUGCUGUGGGGUAAUGCAUUGGCUGUGGUUGCCAGGAAAGCACCUCCAUGUGCAGAUGUUUGCAUCCAGCUAUCACCUGCAGUGACCUCUCUGCAAUAUGCAGCAAGUUUUGGGAGGAAACCUGGAUCUAUGAGCAGCCAUUGGAAGGGGCCGGGAAUGGAGGCUGGAGAGCAAACUGCCAAUAAAAGCACAGUGCAAAGCAGUGAGAAGCUAUGAGGUCAGGGAGUGUGAGCACUGGGGCUGCUAAACAGGGUCCUACAUCCACCUGUGUGCAUUACCAGCUGCUGUGUGCUGCACCAGCACCAUGGGGCUCUGCCUGCUAGACCUGUCUUGCUAGGGCAGUGAAGGAACACGUUUUCUCACCCAGAGGGUGGUGACGCACUGAACAGGUUGCCCAAGGAGGCUGUGGAUGCCCCAUCCCUGCAGGCAUUCAAGGCCAGGCUGGAUGUGGCUCUGGGCAGCCUGGUCUGCUGGUUGGCGACCCUGCACAUAGCAGGGGGUUGGAACAAGAUGAGCGUUGUGGUCCUUCUCAACCCAGGCCAUUCCACGAUUUUCUCUUAGGCUGGAAGCCACCGUAGACUCUUGAAACUAAAAGAUAAAUUAUUAAUCUGAAAUCUCUCUCAUUUCCCCUCUGAAAUCCCAUUGCAUGCUUUAAAAAUUAAAUAAAUUGAAUUGAUGAGUUAGUUUUACACAGAGGCUGAUUUAUGGCAGUCAUUUCAGAACAAAGAGAAAGGAAAUUGUUACCAUAAUCACUCAGGCACAGAACGAGGCGGUUUGAUCUAUUAAACGUGGGAGGGUUGGUCUGAAUCCCAUCUGUGCCUGAUUCUUCAUCAGAUUCCAACGUAAUGAUUCAUAUCUGUAGAAAGCAAGUAAGAAAACUCACUGCUGUGACCUGAUGGUGGACCUUCAUUUCUCAUCGCUGUACACAGCAAGAGCAUCCCUGGGGAGUCUGGGCGUGGGGUGUGCAGUAGCAGAGGCAGUCUGGCUCUUUAGGUCAGGUCAUGUAGGAGUCUCAUCUCGGAGGAGCGCAGCUCAUCCCAUCUGUGGAGCCCCAAAACAGUCAUCCCAUACAGAUGGUCCAGCACAGCGAUGGGCCUGGCACCAUUUCCUCUGUUCUUUUUGAAUGCCAACAAAUAUCUGCCACCUUAAGUACAGAAAAGUUGUUUUCUCCUGACCUGUUCCUGCCGCACAAAUUUAGCUCCCUUUUCUCCUGAGCUGACCGAUGUACCAGGUUCAUCUGACCGCUGUGCUCUGGCUCCCGAUGUGAGUUAACUUCUGGCUUGGAAGGCCGAUGUUGUGAAGUACGGGGUGCUGCUUUGUUACCGAACAGUGCAUCUCUUUUUGGUAUCUGAUGCAAAAGAUUGGAUGCACCACAGCCAAUGAUACGGACACCAAGAACAAAAAGGACCAUAACAGAAUGAUGCAAAAUUUGGGAGAAAUCUGGGGGAAAUUCAGCCCUGAAGCGUGAAUAUUUUCAGAACUUGUGAAAAGCCGUAUGAAUAAAUCAGAGCUGCCUCUGUUGGUUUCUCAUGUGAUCAGAUACUCCUCUGCAGGUGACUCUCCAGAAGCGUAACAAACGCUAUGAGAGCUUACAGGUUGCCACGAGCACAUGAGUAAGGCAUGAGCCAGGCAGAAACGCUCCUCCCCAACUUGCAGCAGGGUUUGUUUUGCUUUGAGCUCUCUCCAACCGCUGCCCUUCUUGUGAACAGCAGGGAAAACCCCAGGGUUGUCCACCAACCAGUUCAGCCUUUUCUCCUGAUAACCAACGUCAACACUCCUUUCUCAUACGUUCUUAUUGAAAGAGUCGGGACUCAGUGCUAUUGCGCAGAUGGCAAUGCAUGCUACGCUUCUCUGUAAACAGCGCUGUUCUUGAUGGCUUAAAGAUGACUGUUUAACUACUCAGUGUCACUGGGGCAUUAACUCUGCAACCUGACAAUAAAAGCCCAGUGAAUCUGGCACAGCUCUGUUGCUGCUGCAGGUGGGAUCCGUGCAAAAACACGCUUGCCCUGAGCAGCCACGUGUGACCGGGUAGUUUUACAGCCCCUUCCCCAAAGGCUAUGUGUGCUGCAGCCCGAUUUAUUGUGGUCUCUUAUGUAUCCAAAACGGGAGUUUCUUCCUGGGCCUGGUGCUAUGCCUGUCAGAUCGCUGGAACGCCGCCUCUGGUGAUCACAUAUGAAAAUCAGAAUAAAAUACUUCUUCCAGGAAGAGCAAAUUGCUUACUUAUAUAUUUUGUACGUCCUUUGCUUGGUAUACUGCACAGAAAAGACACACUCAAGUGUGAGCAGGAACCACGAGACAGCCUCAGUGCUGGCAGGAGAUGUGCAGAAAAGGCACGUGUGCAGGCUGACACGGCUCACAGCCCAGGUGAGGGCCGCUGGUUGUGGAUGCAGUUCUGUCCUCCCAUCUGUCGUCACUGUUACUACGGAUAUAUCAGCAUCAGCAAAGUCCAGUGUCCUUUCUGCCACGGUCACAGAUCUUGGCAUAGAACAGAACAGUCUGACCUAUCCAAUCUCCUGGGACAAAACAAGCUAAAGCAUUUGUUAUUUGAAGCACAAACUGGUGAUCUACAUGUAAAUACAUUGCUACAAGAUGAAUGUAUACUGGGAAAGAUUAUACUAUUUUUGCAUGGUAGCGGAUUAUUAAAGACCUCUCGAUGCCUUACGUACACGUUGGCAAAGCAUUUUAUUUAGAGGCAAUUCUCCCUGCGUACUUCUUCCUUCUUUAUCUCACUUUGGUUUCGCCUGUGGAAAAAAACAUCUACCAGAAUCAGGUCUCUGUUUGUUCUUGGAAUUAACUUCCUUCAGUACUUUGUGCGUUCGAUGGUCCCUACGCCACGUUUUCUCCCACUAAAUGGUGACACUGAGCCUAUUUGUUAUGGGGGAGAAAUCCACAUUCCUGGAUAACCGGAGGGAAACAGCUUCAGAUGUGUGGAAUUGUUCCAAACUAAAAUGUUUUGAGGCACCCAGAGUCCUUUUAAGCCCUUCGUUUCAGCUUUUGUUAUGCAUUUCAGCAAAGUAGAAGCAGCAAACAAGCGAUGCGUUCUGGGAGUGUUGCCUAUUUUGGAAGGGAAAGGAUGAGAAUAUAACAAACAUUUGUGUAGAAGAACCACACUGAUUUUUCCACGUUGGUACAUGGGACUGAACGUCAAAAAGUCACCAAUGGAAACCUUUGUAAAGAACGAAAUGGCCCCAUUUCUGAAGGCUCAUUGGAGCUCCUCAUGGGCUGGCAUACGGUAAAGGCUCUUUGUACGACCCAAUGUCUCUCCAGCACUCUGUCCUCACCAUCGGUCCGAAGUCGUUCAGAACGUGUGCCUAUAGGAAACGUGUCAUAAAAACCCAGUAAAAUAACAACCAAAGGAAUGCUGGAGCCUCACAUUGACUUUGGCAGUCAUCUACAAACGAAAACCACCCAACGUAAGCGUUGCAAAGUUCUCUGAAGACGCAGCAGUCUUUGUGUCAUGGUUUCACUUCUUAUUUAAAACCAAUAGCGGUACAACAAAGCGUGUGUGCUUGUUUCAUGUGAACUGGCUGCUGGGAAUGCACAGUGUGUUUUCAGACCGCGUGGCUCAAACAAUAAAGUCUAAAAGCUGUC